Molecule: messenger RNA, 753 nt
Organism: Phanerochaete carnosa HHB-10118-sp
Lineage: Eukaryota; Fungi; Basidiomycota; Agaricomycetes; Polyporales; Phanerochaetaceae
Exons: 1
Source: RefSeq, a predicted model, not a curated record
AUCGACCUCGACCUCGCUCUUCUCUACUCCUUCAUGCUCGCCAUGAGUCGGUCCCCGCCCCAUAACAGACGUCUCUAUGCAGCCUCUUCUUGAGCAAUUGGCUCUAAAUCACGUUCUGCCCUUUAUCUGACCUGUUUUGCUCCUUGCGUGCCACCGCUGGCACAAUGCUGCGAGUGACACUACCCCACACUCUCGAAGUCAAAGUCUCAACAUCACGCUGAGUCCACUGGGCUGCCAGAUUCGUGCUCCUCAAGCCGGGGCAGCAACACAUGAGGGGAGAGGUCGCUCGUAGGAACCACAGCAUGAAACUGAGGCCCAGGUGCGCACAUAUAGUCACUUUUUCUCAAGCCGCUAGCUGACAGUUCAUAGAAAUACUUCGCGGUGCGACGCCGAACGUCACGAUGGCCCGUCCGUUUACCACAUGUCAUGCGCCGUCGCCAAGCUGGAGUCCUUCCGAACGAUGAUGGCUGUCGGCGAUGCGGCUGAAUACUCUCAAUGCAGACGUAGCAAGAAGGGUGCUUAUAUCAUCCACGAGAACACAUUGCGGGAGGACGGUCUCCGCCGAGUCUCAAGCUUCGAGUCAUCCCGAAAGGCCCACGAGCGGCAUCAGACGGCGUACAAGAAGAAGCUCGAGGACGACAAUAUCUCGCCCAAUGCUGAGUGCAGUCUUCUCGCGCUGAAGGACCAUGACAAGAAGAAGCGCAUGGGUAACUGAUCUCUGAUACAUUUUUGCGGAGCGACUCGGAAGCACGU